This is a messenger RNA of Arabis nemorensis, 420 nucleotides long. The record is from the annotation of a GenBank genome assembly. NCBI's taxonomy places the organism in Eukaryota, Viridiplantae, Streptophyta, Magnoliopsida, Brassicales, Brassicaceae.
AUGGAGUGUGAGAGAUCAUCGUCGUCCACGUCAUCUGAAACCGGAACCAUCCAGCACCACCGUCGUACGUCAACCUCGUCGUCGGUCUCCACCGUGACAAGACGAAUGUACGAAUGCACUUUUUGCAAAAGAGGUUUUACGAACGCACAAGCUUUAGGUGGUCACAUGAACAUCCAUCGACGUGACCGUCUCAACAAGGCCAAGCUACAAAACGAAGCUGGUGACGUGGCACUCUCCGGUGAUCGAAGAUGUUUCCACGUGGCGGUGUCUGAUCCCCGAGGCUACGAGCUAGUAGAUUCCGUCAUGUUGAGGACGACCACCUCGAACUUGAGCUUACGAAUCGGUUCGAUGGCUACAAGGAGAGAAAACGUUGUCGUUGAAGGAGAUGAGAUCGACUUGGAGCUACGUCUUGGCUUUUGA